CAUUGAUCUGUUUGGACACACCCUUUAUUAUUCCUGUGGAUGUAAUGCGCAUGCGCGCUCAUUCCCCACGUGUGAGAAACCAAGAUCCAGAUCCAGAUCCUCCUGGCAGAAUCAUCUUUGUCUUGAGGGCCUGGUCUGAUAUUAUAUACACUGAACUACAGAUCCUGGAAGAAUCAAUUUUCUUCUUUCUUGAGGUCCUGGAAUGCUGUGUGGAAUUGGAGGAUGUACAGGCUUCUCACUUGGGCCCCUGCUCAGCAUGGUGCUUAAAAUCAAUCCAAGGGUCACAGGGGAUCACACAAGAGAGAAAAUAUGCCAUGGGUCUGUGUGCAUGCAUGGAGACAUGCAUGUGAACCUAUGACAGGACGGUAUCUAUGAGGAUAUGAAGGAGUUGGGCAGACGCACAUCACCUGACGUACGACAGAUUGAUUUGAUGUAUUCAAAGAGAAGUUGAUCAACGUAUUAUUAUGGUGUGUAUAUUAUAAUUAUACAGAUCGAUAUAAUGAACAAUCAUCUAGUAAAUAAUGUAAUGGAAGAACAAAACGUUCAAUCAAACUAAUUAUCUCUA
Halichondria panicea is the source of this 565-nucleotide messenger RNA. RefSeq lists its product as uncharacterized. The coding region runs from base 45 to 350 and encodes 101 amino acids. NCBI's taxonomy places the organism in Eukaryota, Metazoa, Porifera, Demospongiae, Suberitida, Halichondriidae. The transcript has 6 exons. The record is from RefSeq and is a predicted model, not a curated record.